Messenger RNA from Aspergillus aculeatinus CBS 121060, 2857 nucleotides. Its product is annotated as putative membrane copper amine oxidase. NCBI's taxonomy places the organism in Eukaryota, Fungi, Ascomycota, Eurotiomycetes, Eurotiales, Aspergillaceae. Bases 374 to 2857 code for a protein of 827 amino acids. The record is from RefSeq and is a predicted model, not a curated record. Gene Ontology annotation, cellular component: plasma membrane. Gene Ontology annotation, molecular function: quinone binding; primary methylamine oxidase activity; copper ion binding. The transcript has 3 exons. Gene Ontology annotation, biological process: amine metabolic process.
UGGAGAUAAUCGCAAACCCUUCCGAUCUCAUCCUCAUAUACAGGGCACGGUCGCGCCAAGUUUCUGUCAAGCCCAACCAAAUUGAGGGAUAUCACGACGGGCUCGAUGUAUGGCCUUCGGGACUCAAGCUAUAUCCCUAUAUCUACUGAUAUCAUAUGCAUCAUUUACACCACCGCCUGUACCUUCUGGUUCAGGAAAGUCCAACAGCAAGCUGACGCGAUGUACCCGACGGGCUUGUGGUCCCAACAAUAGGAGAGUGACGAGAAUGGCCAACAAUACUCUCCGAUAUCAGCUCAGAUAAUACUACUCCUGGUGAGAUUGUAGCCUAGCUAGUUCCGAACAGCGCGAAUGUGACAAAUAUAAAGCCAUAACGAUGGCAUUGUAUCUCGUCUCACAACUGUCAGUGCUUUCUGCAUCGUUGGACAACAUGAGGCUGACGAUUUCCGUGGCAGCAAUUGCCUCAUGGCUCCUUCUGUCAUGCUUGAUAGGGGAUGUUCUAGCUCAUCCGAAACCCGACCCCAAGACCGCAUGGGUGCGUCAAGGUCGUGGGAGGAAGAGUUCCCCGCGUAACCUGCAAGCCCGUUCGUCUAUGUUCUCGUCCUCUUGCGUCGACAAGAACGCAACUGUGAUCAAAGCGCCGAGGCAUAAUGUUUGGGAAGGGUUGACGGACGAUGAGACAGCAUCCGUGGUCAAGUGGCUCUUCCAGCAAACAGCUCUAAACCUGACUGUAACGGAGGAUGCCGGAGAGUGGGAUAACACAAUGACCAGUGAGCUCGUCGAGCUGAUGCGGCCUAACAAGACGGAUGUCUUGAGCUAUCUCGAUCACCAAGGCCCGGCACCCAGCCGUUAUGCGCAUGUCGUCCUUGACAACCGCGCCACUACUGCUCCUCAUUAUGCUGAUCUUCUGGUCGGGCCUCUACCCAUCACCAAUCAAUCCACCCCUACGUGGGCGCCACUAGAGUAUCCUUACACGCGCAAGACCCACGGCCGUGUGCGCAAUCUCGACGCUGACUAUAGCACCAUCUACUCUGAGUGGCUGUAUAAGAUUAGCGCAUCCAUUGCAGAUAUCACUCUAGACCUGUUCAAUGGGACUGCACUGGGCUUAGACAACGACACCCUGGACGUAUGGGGCAUCGACCCCCUCUGGCAGGAUGACGGCCGGAUCAUCCGCUGGGACACAUUCUGGAACAUGCCAACGGAUGAGUUCGACACCGGCAGCAUCCUGCCGCUGGGACUAUUCUUCAAGUCCGACGUGACUGGGCGUGAUCCUUCUCAGUGGAAGCUUGAGGGCUGGCUUUACAAUGACGUCUUCUACGAAACGACCGAGGCAUUCCGCAAUGCAUUUUUCUCACCUGGAUUCGUCAAACUGAAGCCCAACGUCGAAGGACCAUGGGCACAGACGGAUCAACGGGGCCCCAUACUUCCACAAGACAAGCAGCAACCUCCUCUCAUGGUAGCGCCGUCAGGAGCACGGUACUCUGUGGACCUUGACCGCAAAUACGUGACAUGGAUGGACUUCUCGUUUUAUAUCAGCUUCUCGCGUGACACGGGAGUAUCCGUUUUUGAUAUCCGCUACAAGGGUCAGCGCGUGCUGUACGAGUUGGGUCUACAGGAGGCACUCGCCCACUAUGCUGGCAACGAUCCAAUACAAUCCAGCGUCGCGUAUCUGGACUCGUACUACGGAUUUGGGCCGUAUGCCUUUGAGCUAGUCAAAGGCUACGACUGCCCGGUCUAUGCAACCUACCUCAACAGCUCCUUCUACGUCUCCGAGACAACGCACACGCACAUUGACAGUCUCUGUGUGUUUGAGUACGAUGCAGACUACCCCAUCCAGCGCCACAGCACGUCCGACUACGUGAGCAGUACGAAGAACGUGUACCUCACCCUCCGAUCCGUGUCCACGAUUGGCAACUACGACUAUAUGACCAGCUACACCUUCCACAUGGAUGGCACGAUUGGCGUCGAAGUGCGCGCCUCCGGCUACAUCCAAGCCGCGUACUACGCGCACAACGAAGACUUCGGCUACCGCAUCCACGAUGCGUUGUCCGGCAGCAUGCACGACCACGUCCUCAACUUCAAAGCCGACUUCGACAUCCUGGGCGUGAACAACAGCAUCGAGCUCACCACGGUCGCGCCGGUCACGCGCAACUUCACCUGGUCCGGCGGCCGCUCGCGCAACACCAUGGCCCUGGAGCGGUCGAUUCUCUCGUCCGAAGACGAAGGCCGCUUCAACUGGGGGCCCAACGGGGCGACGAUGGUCCACGUGAUCAACCAGGACGCCCGCAACCAGUACGGCGAGUACCGGGGCUACCGCGUGCUGCCGGCGGCGGGGACGGCGCACCUGACCGUCCAGGACUCCAGCAACCUGGCGCACGCCGCGCACUGGGCCGAGUACGACAUCCAGGUCACGCGGCAGCACGACCACGAGCCGCGCGCCGCGCACGCCUACAACAGCCAGGACAUCCACGACCCGCCCGUCAACUUCGCCGAGUUCUUCGACGGCGAGUCGCUGGACCAGACCGAUCUGGUCGUGUGGCUGAAUCUGGGGAUGCACCACGUCCCGCACACGGGCGACCUGCCCAACACGGUGUUCACGACGGCGCACUCGGGCGUGCAGUUCACGCCGCUGAAUUAUCUGCUGGGGGACCCGAGCCGGCAGACGGUGAACAUGGUGCGGGUCAACUAUGCGAAUGGGUCGGCGACGGAGGUGAAGACGUUCGGGCAGGAGGAGGAGGUCUGUUCGGUGCAGCUUACUGGCAUCGGGGAGGAGCUGUGGCGGUAUCAGGGGGAUGUGGUGGUGCGCAAGUUUCCGUACGACCCGAAUGAUCCGUACUAUGAGAUGGAGGCGGACGCAUGA